CCGCGACGCGCAGGGGCCAGUGCCGACCACGACCACCACACGGACGCGGGCGCGAGCGCGAAGGAGCUGAGCUGAGCUGAGCCCGGCAGCACUGCCUGCCGCCGGCCAUGUCCACGCCUCGCCGCCGCCUGGUCACCACCGCAUCCCCGUCGCUCCGCUUCCUCGGCCUGCUCAAGCAACCCGACGACGCACCCAGCGCCCACGGCGGCGUCCAGGAGCCGCUGGAGCUCGACGAGCGCGACGUCGUCUGGUCCUCCUCCUCCUCCUCCAGCGCGGCCUCCUCGCCGUCCCCGACCCCGUCCCCGUCCUCGUCCUCGUCCGCCAGCAGCCUCCGGAGGCCGAUCUCCACGUCGUCGCGCCACUUCCCCGGCGCAGGCAGCAUGGGCCUGUCCGCGCUCCUCGCCGACGACAACCACCACCACGCGCUCACCACCGCGCCCGUCCCGGCCGUCGCGCGCCCGGAGAGACAGCACGCGCCGCAGCCGUACCACCAGUCGGCCCCCAUGGCCGUGCCGGCCUGGCCCAAGGCGAUGACGGCGGCGGACAGGCGCCGCCGGGAGGCGGAGCUGCAGACCGCCGCGUACUUUGACGACGACGAUGACGACAGCGAGCCCGUGGUGCCGCCGCAUGAGAUGGCCGCGCGCCGCGCCGCGGCGGCGGCGUCGGUGAUGGAAGGCGCCGGCCGCACGCUCAAGGGCCGCGACCUCCGGCGCGUGCGCAACGCCGUGUGGCGCACCACCGGCUUCCUCGACCUGUGAAAAAGGACGUCCCUUUCCUUUGGAGGUUUUCGUCUCGUUUCCUUCUCUGGCCACGUCACUCUACUCCACUCCACUUGAGAGCUGCCUCGGACCUUGGCAGCUUCUUGUUGCGUUGCAUAGUGCUGUGUAAGCCAGCCAGCUGCCAGGCACUGAAAAUGCCAAAAAGGUGGGCGUUUCAUUACUAGUUCUACUAGGGGCGCUAUAUGAGGUGUAUUUUUUGUGGAGGUAGCUGCAGCUGCUUCAGUAUUUUUCCCUGGAAGAAAACUACUGUGAUCAGACUGCAACUAGUAUGUUCUAAGAUCUCUGCAACUCUUUGACAAAGAGAUUUUCUCGGAAGAUGAUGCAGAAUAGCUAAAACAGUUCUGUGUAGCAGACAGAGCUCAUGUUAAUAUUAAUAAAACCUGUGGUCUAGUGUGCAGAAGUGCAAAAUAGAGAUGUGGUGUGUUCAUAGAUUUUGUAUACCACUGUGGCUAAUAGAGUGGCUAUAUCUAUAUGUCCAAAUUCCAAAUAACGCAUC
This is a messenger RNA of Sorghum bicolor (sorghum), 1275 nucleotides long. RefSeq lists its product as uncharacterized. Lineage: Eukaryota; Viridiplantae; Streptophyta; Magnoliopsida; Poales; Poaceae. The transcript has a single exon. Bases 108 to 758 code for a protein of 216 amino acids. The record is from RefSeq and is a predicted model, not a curated record.